UGCGCGAAUAAUUGAAGUCAGAAGUCAUGACAAGAGCACUUUAAUCAGUCUAAAUGCUUUUAUGUUUAUUAGUGCAUAUCUAUCCACUUAUUCAAGAUGAAAACAAUUUAUUUUAUUGUUUUAUUAUUUAGUUCUAUAAUAUAUUGUGCCCUAUGUGAAGAAAGUGAAAAUACGCCGAUUGUUUUGUGGCAUGGAAUGGGUGACAGUUGCUGCUUCCCAUUUAGUUUGGGAGGAUUUAAAGACAAACUAAACGAAACACUCGGAACCUAUAUAUACUCAAUUGAAAUUGGAUCAAACGUAAUUGAAGAUGUGGAAAACGGAUUUUUCAAACAUCCGUCUGAACAAAUUGAAGAGGUGUGUAAAACGCUUUCCGCCGAUCCUAAGCUAGCAAACGGAUUCAAUGCCAUUGGAUUUUCACAAGGAGGGCAAUUUUUGAGAGGUCUAAUUCAGAGAUGUCCGACAAUUAAAGUAAAAAGUUUAAUUUCUUUGGGAGGACAACAUCAAGGAGUAUAUGGCCUUCCACGAUGUGGCGCUUUAUCAAUUUCUUUGUGUGAUUACUUGAGAAAACUUCUCAAUCAUGCUGCUUAUAUAGACGUUGUACAGAAAACGCUAGUUCAAGCAACAUACUGGCACGAUCCUCUAGAUGAAGCAACAUACAAAAAAGAAAGUACUUUCUUGGCGGAUAUAAAUAACGAACGAACAAUCAACGCAGAUUAUAUUGCCAGACUUCAACAACUAGAACACUUGGUUUUAGUUAAAUUUGACAAUGAUACUAUGGUUCAACCAGUAGAGUCAGAAUGGUUUGGAUUCUAUAAACCUGGACAAUCUGUUGAAGUUGAAAGUUUAGAAGACUCUACCUUUUUUGAAGAAGAUCGAUUGGGAUUGAAAAAAUUAGUUCAAGAAUCCAGAAUUCAUUUUCUUUCAGUCGAAGGUGACCAUUUGAGAUUUCCCUGGUCGUGGUUCGAAGAAUAUAUUAUAGAAAUUUUUUUGAAAAAUUCAUUUUAAUAUUGAUAUAAAAUAAAAAUUAUUUAGUUAUA
Psylliodes chrysocephalus is the source of this 1037-nucleotide messenger RNA. Lineage: Eukaryota; Metazoa; Arthropoda; Insecta; Coleoptera; Chrysomelidae. The record is from the annotation of a GenBank genome assembly.